This is a messenger RNA of Megalobrama amblycephala (Wuchang bream), 1567 nucleotides long. It is a transcript of the gene nif3l1, whose product is annotated as NIF3 NGG1 interacting factor 3-like 1 (S. cerevisiae). NCBI's taxonomy places the organism in Eukaryota, Metazoa, Chordata, Actinopteri, Cypriniformes, Xenocyprididae. Gene Ontology annotation, cellular component: cytoplasm; mitochondrion. The record is from RefSeq and is a predicted model, not a curated record. Bases 111 to 1424 code for a protein of 437 amino acids. The transcript has 7 exons.
CGGAUGAGCGGAUAUGACGCGUUACGCAAUAGUACGUUCUCACGUUCUGUCGACUGACAGCUGCCGCUUUCAUUCGCUCGUGAAGCAACAUUUCCACUUUUCCCUCCCUCAUGUUCACCAGAUGUAGGGAAUUUUCUGGAAAUCUUCUCCGUUUGAGCUAUUGCAUCUCCUUCAAAAACAGCAAAUUUCUCUGUAGUCCACAGCUUUCUGCUUCACAGAUUUGUUCUUUCCAUUUUUCAUCCUCGCAUUCGUUUUUCACUUCUCUUCUUGUACCAUAUUUGUCUUUUCAACACCCCCUUCCCUCAAGGUCUUGUUUUCCUGUACUCGGGUCUGAUAGAGAUAUUUGUUACCUUUCUGGUUUCACCCAUCCUGUUGGAAACAUGGAGUUACACAAAGUGCUCGAGGUUCUCGAACAGCUCGCUCCACUGUCAUUGGCUGAAUCGUGGGAUAACGUUGGCCUGUUGGUGGAGCCCACCAAUCCACGUCCAAUCAAAACUAUCCUGCUAACCAAUGACCUGACAGCAGCCGUCAUGGACGAAGCUGUAGCGAUGAAUUGUGACCUGAUUGUCUCAUACCACCCGCCACUCUUUCGACCUUUCAAACGACUGCUUCAGAAGGACUGGAAGCAGCGGUUGGCUGUCAGAGCGAUAGAGGGCGGCAUUGCCAUUUUCUCUCCUCACACUUCAUGGGACAGUGUUGAAGGAGGCGUUAAUGAUUGGUUAGUUGGAGGAAUGGGCAGCGGACAAGUGUCAGUAUUAAGUCAAGCCCACUCUUGCGGCCCACAGAAACACAGGCUUGAGUUCUCGUCCAUGAAUGAAGAAGAACUAAACAGCCUUUUGGAGCAACUAAGACACAUAGAAGGCAGUGAAACCUUUCAGUGCUCUACAAUAAGAAAUGAAAGUGGAGGGCAGCAGGUGAACCUAACCUGUGAUAGUUCAGCGCUAACUGCUGCUGUGCAGAUUCUGCUUUCAAAUCCACAUGCCAGCAAAUCCCUGAACAUCACACAAGUCCAGCAGCCUCCUUUGUUGGGUUGUGGUCAAGGACGACUCAGUGUUCUGGAUGAGCCAGUGUCUGUUUCUACAGCAGUUCAGAAAAUGAAGACUCACUUGGGUUUGCCCCAUUUGAGACUGGCCCUGGGGGACCAACAAACAUUAGACUCUAUAGUGAAGACGGUUGCAGUAUGUGCAGGGUCUGGAGCGUCUGUCAUACAGGGAGUAAAAGCAGACCUCUACAUCACUGGUGAGAUGUCCCAUCAUGAGGUUCUAGAUGCGGUUUCUAAAGGUACGAGUGUGAUUCUCAGCGAACAUAGCAACAGCGAGAGAGGCUUCCUGACUGUAUUCAGAGACAGACUGGCUGCACGACUGGGCGACACCGUUAACAUAGUGAUCUCUCAAAGAGACCGAGAUCCGCUACAGGUGAUUUGAUCUCAACCGAUCACACAGCCAGUUAGUCAUAUUGGACUGUAUAUAUGGAUAUCACAAAGAAUAUUCAUUGUCUGAACUUAAGGUUGUAAAUGCAAAUGUAACAUUGUUCUAUAAACAAGCAAAAUAAACAGACAUAUACUGAA